Molecule: messenger RNA, 508 nt
Organism: Sinocyclocheilus anshuiensis
Lineage: Eukaryota; Metazoa; Chordata; Actinopteri; Cypriniformes; Cyprinidae
Product: BOLA class I histocompatibility antigen, alpha chain BL3-7-like
Exons: 5
Biological process (GO): immune response
Cellular component (GO): external side of plasma membrane
Source: RefSeq, a predicted model, not a curated record
UAUCUUUUUGUUUAUCUUAAUCUCUCUCUCUCUUCAGUCUCUCCUCAGGUGUUUCUGCUGCAGAAGUCUUCCUCGUCUCCAGUCACGUGUCAAGCUACGGGUUUUUACCCCAAAGAAGUAACAAUCUCCUGGCAGAAAAAUGGACAAGAUCAUGACGAGGAUGUGGAUCUUGGACAACUUCUUCCCAAUGAAGACGGGACCUUUCAGAAGACAAGCACCAUCACAGUUACACCUGAUGAGCGGAAGAACAACCAGUACAGCUGUGUGGUGGAGCAUCAGGGCGAAACCAUCAGAGAGAUCCUGACAGACGAUGCUGUCCCCAUCGGCAUCAUUGUUGGUGUUGUUGCUGCUGUCCUCCUGUUGGUUAUCAUUGCUGUUGCUGGGUAUAAGGUCUAUCAGAAAAAGAAAGGCUUCAAACCUGUCAAUGCCUCUGAUGAUGGCUCUAACAGCUCAGCUCAUACAGAUCCAAAAGCAUAAAGAUGAGACCAGAUGAGUGCGAGAGAUGAAG